AUUUCGGGACCAACACAUGGUUCAACCUUACUUCAAUAAUUCGCUUGCGCGUAGGGGUCUUUAGCAGUGGGAGGAAACCGGAGGACCCGGAGAAAACCCACGGGCCGCGAGGUUGGACAGGCGACCCUACUCCUUGUCACGUACAACCGGGGAUUCGAAACCACGCCAGUCGACUCAAUGACAGACUUUAUGAUACAUACAACGCGUGCACGCUAACCAUUCAGCCAUCCAACCCCCCCUUAAAACUAGAACAAUGCUAUGACACUCAGACAAGUGAUAUAAAUACCUAUCUUAACACAGGAAAAACAUCUUAGUACGGAAGACCAUUAGGGUCAAUCAAAUGAAAAAAAAAAAAAAACAAUUCUGAUUACAGAGAAGAUCAUCAGAUUCAUGAGAUUCAGAUUGAGAUUAGGCUAGGGUCAAUCACAUGAAAAAUAAUUAGGCCUAGUGUUCUAAUGUCUGAACCGUGGUAAAUUUUAAACGGAUUUCUUCGAUUGUGAACAAACUACUGAAGAAUUGUUAUUAAAACUUGCCCAUGUGUUGAAACCACCUCUGGUUGAAUAAAAUCUGUUGCACAAAUGGGUCGCAACAUAAUAUAUAAUAAUGUAAUAUGAAUUUAUAUAAACUGUUUUACAUUCAAUCGUGUCUGUUUUACUGUGAAUUGUCAUCAGUUAUGUUCGGCGAAAUACGCCAGAAGUCUGAACAGCAAGUCCGUUUCUAGCGUCUGGUUAUUCCAGUCAACACCGAUAUUAUUUAUUGCGCAUGCUCUCCAAAUAAGAACAUGAUAUCUCCGUUUGACAUGACUUGUGGAAUAUGUCUAGCCUCAUUCUUUGAGCAUCUUGUUACAAAUGGCGCUGAAACGCAUUAUGGUACACGAUUCGUGUACCAAUGGUAAAAUUGGUAAAAUGUUUAUUUUGUCUUAAAUAUUGGAUAUCAGAAGCCCAUCUUUUCCAGGUUUCUAAAAUGGAUACUCAAGGCAUUUUUAAUGCAGGGUUUUUGUAGUAUUCUAUAAAAACCUUUCAGGCAGCGUUAUGUUUAUAAAAGAGAAUGGAUCAAAGUGGUAAUGUUAAGAAAGGGGGGUUUACCUUUAAAAGAUCUUCAAGCUUGUCCACCAAUAAAGUUAGAUCUAUUAACCAGCCUCCUCCAACAUUAGUUAACCCUUUCAAGUCAGCUGUAUGUCAUAACCCAAAUGUCUCCAACAAAUCAUCGCCAAAUCAAGGCACACAAACUAGCAUCAAAGCAUUUACGAAUAAAGUGAUACCUGUUGCGGCUGUACCACCACAUAGAUCUCCAAUCAAGACGAAUGCCCCGUCUAUAUUUAACAAUAAUUUGAGAAUAAUCCCACCUCCUACCAACCCUGUCUCUAGUAUUUUUAUAGAUGAGGAUGAUGAUGACGACUUUGAUUUUCAUGCUACACCUUCUCAAGGUGUAUCAAUACCACCUAAAGCCAAACCAUUUAAAUUUACAUCUAAUAAUUUCAAGAUUAAAAACAAGGCUCCAACUACAACCACACGAGCACCGAGUCCCCCUAUGGAUUUAGAUGAUCAAGAAUUUAAUGAAAUUGUUUCUAAUAUUGAAGUUAAAACAGUACCAGAUACUCCAUCUAAACAUGAGCAGUCAGGGGAAAGUGAAGAGGAAGAAGAAAUGAUGCCAGCAUCAAAACGUCGCAGACAUGACACACGACUAGAUAGUGAUGAUGAUACAAUCGACUCAAUUGGUUCUAAUGUACAGAUAGUUUCUGAUGCAUCCAAUGAUGCUGCUAUAACUGUAUCAGAUAAAACUUCAGUUGCUUCUUCUGGACAACUAACUAACCAGUCGGAAACAAGAAGAAGUAUAAUAGAAACGGAAGUGAUUCCACUAACAGAUGUUUCACAACAUCCACUCCUAAAACUCAAUGUUACACAGGUAGAAGAUAAUGAUAUGUGUGAAAUGAGAUAUUUAUUAUUAAGUGUAACAGAUGAAAUAUGUGAUAUUGUUGGUAAAUUUCGGACCGAUGAUCUCAUGUCAGCAGCAGCAGAUGAUUAUGACAGAUUACAGAAACUUCUUUAUAUAAGAAAACAAGUGAAAGAAAAGGGGAAGAAUUUGAAUCAACCAGUUAUACCCAAUUUAAAGGCCAACAGACCAGAUGUUAAUAAAACUGUGUUAUCAAAGACCACAACUGUACAGAAAUUCGAUCCUCCAUUGUCACCAGUAUUAAGUACUUCUAGAAAUAAUAGCUUUAACUUCUCAUGUAGACUGUCAGACACGGCUGUAGGAAAUAAAUCUCUUGUAACCAGUACAGCCGUGAAGAAAACAUCAGUUUCACGAGUGACCUGUGGGGCUGACUCGCCUAUACCAUGUGGAGAUAGUUUCUUUGAAGACGAUAUGGAAUUAGGCAAUACUCAGAUGACCUACAUGAAGGGAUUCAAGAAGCCAUCAAGUUCUUCUUCUAGUCCGAGUCUCAGUAAUGUGGGCCGAAGUCCCAGAAAUUCUACUUCUCCUAGUGCUAAUAUUUCAAACAGAACAUUGAGCAGAUCAACAUUUAAUACGUCUGCUGUUAGAGCUCCGGGUUUAAUGUCAUCUGUUAGUGUAAAUAGUAAUAACUCUUGCAACAACCAAACAGCUUCCAUGUUUAAUUCUGUUAAUGACAGUACUUUAACAAGUUUUUCACCUUCUAUGAAUGAUACCUCUAAUAUUGCUCAAGAUUUUCAGUUUGACUACAGCAUAUCUCGCAAUAAUAACCCAGCUGUUGCCUGUAGCUCGGGAUCGAAUCCGCAACCCACUUCAAAAAUGGAUGAAUUUGAUAGUGAAAUGCCAGAUGAAUAUUACGCUAUAGAAGAUUUUCUGGAUCUUGAAGAUGAGAUAGAAGAAGAAUGUGGGAGUAUGUCCACUUCUACUACAAUAAACAAGAUGAAUUCAAGUUUAUCUAAAUCAGUUUAUAAAGAUACCAGUGUACCAUCAUUAAAUGUAUCAACAAGUAAGGCUGCUAAACCUGCUCUGGGACAAGUAGAUUUCAGUGAUGAUUAUAAUCCAUCAUUUGCUGCUACUGAUAAAGAUGACGGUGCUGAAUUCGAUGGUCAAAAUUUCCCCCACAGUAGAGAUAUGUAUCGAGUAUUUAGACAGACGUUUGGAUUAAAGGAUUUCCGUCGUAAUCAACUACAAGCUAUGAAUGCUGCUUUAUUAGGAAAAGAUACUUUUAUAUUGAUGCCUACAGGUGGAGGAAAGAGUUUAUGUUAUCAGCUACCUGCGUUAGUAACUAACGGUGUAUCAGUUGUUAUAUCACCAUUACGGGCAUUGAUACAAGAUCAAGUACAGCGUUUACGCUCUCUUGAUAUACGAGCAGCUAGUUUAUCAGGUGAUAUAGAUUUAGCUCAGUCUAAUCAGGUGUAUAAUCUAUUAUAUCAACGUGAACCAGGUGUACAGUUACUAUAUGUUACACCAGAAAAGGUAUCAGCUAGUACUAAAUUAUUAAGUUGUUUUGAACACCUGUAUAAUAGACAGCUAUUAGAUAGAUUUGUUAUAGAUGAAGCUCAUUGUGUUAGUCAGUGGGGCCAUGAUUUUCGACCAGAUUAUAAAAAGUUAAAUUUAUUACGUAGUAAGUAUAGACAGGUACCUAUGAUGGCAUUAACAGCUACAGCUACACCUAGAGUACGCAAAGAUAUUAUACAUCAACUAGGCAUGAAUGAUCCUAAAUGGUUUAUGCAGAGUUUUAACCGAAGUAAUCUCAAAUAUUUAAUUAAACUAAAGAAACCUAAAGCAGCAACAAAAGAACUACAAGAACUAAUACAGACUAAGUUUAGAGGUGAUAUUGGAGUUGUUUAUUGUCUAUCAAGAAAGGAAUGUGAUAAUGUUGCAAGUGAUUUACAGAAAGCUGGUAUACAAGCUGUAUCUUAUCAUGCUGGUUUAUCUGAUAAACAAAGAUUUGAUAUACAAGAACAAUGGUUAUAUGGUGAUAGUAAGGUAAUCUGUGCUACUAUAGCGUUUGGUAUGGGUAUAGAUAAACCAGAUGUUAGAUUUGUUGUACAUUAUUCAUUACCUAAGUCUGUAGAAGGUUAUUAUCAAGAGGCAGGUCGAGCUGGUAGAGAUGGUCAUCUAGCACAUUGUAUACUCUUCUAUAAUUAUAGUGAUGUUAAACGACUUAGAACAAUGAUUCAAAUGGAUCAGAAUGCUAAUUAUGAAUCUAAACGUGUACAUCUAGAUAAUUUAUUUAGAAUGGUAGCAUAUUGUGAGAAUGUAACAGAUUGUCGCAGAUCUCAGAUAUUACAGUAUUUUGGUGAACAUUAUUUUGAUAGAUCUAAAUGUAAUGAAUAUAGAGGUUCUGUGUGUGAUAACUGUGAAUCAAAGGAUAGUUUUACAUUACGUGAUGUGACAGAUGAUGCUAAAGUAAUAGUACAAGCUGUACAAGAUCUAGCUAGUCAACCUAGAAAUAAACUAACAUUGCUACAUUUUGUGGAGUUAAUUAAAGGAUCACAGAAUACAAAGAUUAUGCAACUAGGACAUAAUAAACACAAAGCCCAUGGUAUAUGUUCAGCUUAUUCCCGACAAGAUGCCGAGAGAUUAAUGCGUAAGUUAGUUAUAGAUGGUAUAUUAAUGGAAGAUUUGCAAGUUACAGCUAUGGAUAUGACAGCUUGUUAUAUUAGACCUGGUAUGAAAGUAUCACAAGUACUAAAUGGUGCAAUUAAAGUGGAACUACAGAUUCAUACGAAUCGUAAAAAGUUAGAGAUGAGUAAGAUUGGACAGGAACCACAAAGUGAUAGAGAGAAACUAACAUCAGAAUGUUAUAAAGAAUUAUUACCUAUUGCUAAAGCUAUUGCACGAGAACAUGGUGUAUUUAACUAUGCUACUAUCUUUACUAACACUAUGUUAUGGCAAAUGGCGGAGAAGUUACCAACAUCUGAAGAGGAGAUGAUAGAACAGAUUGAUCUCAUUACAUCAAAGAAAAUACAAACUUAUAAAGUUGAUAGAUUAUUGCAAGUUUUAGCGAAUUAUAAAUGUCUUCUACCACAUAUAGAAGAUGAUCGUGUAAGUAGUAAUAAUAAAGAAGAUGAUGAUGAUAUGACAUCACCAUAUUUUAAUACAGAUCUACACAGUGAUAAUGGUGGUGGUAGACGAGGUGCUUAUGGUAAAGGAAAGAAAAACUUCAAGAGAAAAAGAGGAGGAUACAAGAAAGCUGGUGGAGGUAAAGCAGGAUAUAAAAAAGCUGCUGGUGGAGCUGGGAAUAAUUCCAAGUCAUCAUUUAGUCAGUUUAAAUACAAGAAGAAAACACCGGCCAAAUCUAAAACAUCUGCUACAACCACAAGUCGACCGGCUGCUAAUAAGAAAGCUCUUGGAAUGAUGCCUGUACCUCAGAACAGAUCAUUUAUGGGUGGUGGUGGAUCUUUCAUGGGAUGAUCUCGAUUGAUAUGUUGGCGAUGAGAUUAUAUCGGUACAAAAUAUAAGACCAAGACGAUUGUUUUAAUAAAAAAUUGUUCUAAAUGUUCCAUGUGCCUAAAGACAACUUAUUGAAGUAUUUAUUCUGACUAUACAGAAAUUUUAUUUAGGGCUAACUAUAGUCAGGCAAAAUGGUGCAGUACGUGUGCAUUUUGUGAUAAAAGCAUAAAAUUUAGCACAAAGAAAGGUUUUGGUAUAGUGUACAAUAUUGGAUGUGGACCCUAUCGAAAUCUAUCCCCACAAUUUUGACUGGAGCAGAUUUUAUUUUUCUAUUUACCACCUGGAUUCAAAACACCUACAAAAUACAUAGACACACUGAAGAAAUUUAAUGGUUAAAAUGGUGAAAUAUUGUUCAUCAUUAUACCAAUUUGAUGCUUUUACCAUAUAAUGCAUACAAUUUUUUUGAAUAAUUCUGUCAGGAUUACUCUGAUAACCAACAUGAAUGUCUAUAUUUAGUAUUACAUUAGCAAUUAUUAUUUGUAGAAUAGGAUAUGUAAAUAAACUGUUAAGAAUAAAGAACUCAACAGUAUAUGUAAAUUUAAUGUAAAUCAUUGAUUGAAUUUUUUCAUUGUAUUUUUCAACAUUAGUUUUUGUCAAUAGUAAUCAAUUCUGUCUGUUUCAUCCUUUAUCUCUGUACCUGUAUUUUUAUGUUGAAUACAAGCUGUUAUCUUUCUUUCUGUCUCUGUACUCUGGAAACUGUAUUUCUUACAUUAAAUUAAUUAAAUUAUAUGUUUGGAAUUAUCUUUCUUUCUGUCUUU
This is a messenger RNA of Patella vulgata (common limpet), 6167 nucleotides long. Its product is annotated as recQ-like DNA helicase BLM. The transcript has 27 exons. Lineage: Eukaryota; Metazoa; Mollusca; Gastropoda; Patellidae. The coding region runs from base 1048 to 5370 and encodes 1440 amino acids. Gene Ontology annotation, cellular component: cytoplasm; nucleus; chromosome. Gene Ontology annotation, molecular function: 3'-5' DNA helicase activity; four-way junction helicase activity; ATP binding. The record is from RefSeq and is a predicted model, not a curated record. Gene Ontology annotation, biological process: double-strand break repair via homologous recombination; DNA replication.